This is a messenger RNA of Daucus carota subsp. sativus, 778 nucleotides long. RefSeq lists its product as uncharacterized. The coding region runs from base 123 to 623 and encodes 166 amino acids. NCBI's taxonomy places the organism in Eukaryota, Viridiplantae, Streptophyta, Magnoliopsida, Apiales, Apiaceae. The transcript has 2 exons. Gene Ontology annotation, cellular component: endoplasmic reticulum. The record is from RefSeq and is a predicted model, not a curated record.
CAACACGAUCUCAAAAUCUCAUUACACUUCACAUCAAUAAAACAUCCCAAGAUCCCCAUCUCACAACCGCCUCAAAACUCCCCUUCUCUUACAAAACAUACCCCCAACAACAACGUUAAAAAAUGGGCAGCCUCACAAAACUCAUAGACGCAGUACUCUUCCUCUUCUUCCUCGUAAUCGCGGUGGCUGCUCCUGUUCUCGACUUCCAGACAUGUCUGCCUCGGGAUCUGUACCCCGAUGCUCUCGUCAAUCUCAAGAAAUGGUAUGCUGACAUAUACGGUGAUUAUCUUGUGGCAGAGAAGCCCCACUUCUUUGUGGGGAUUGUUUGGGUGGAGCUUUUGUUUCAGUGGCCUCUUUCUAUUGCUGCUCUUUAUGGGAUUCUUGGUGGGAAAUCGUGGGUCAGGACUGUUUCGUUGAUGUAUGGAUCUUCUACUCUUACUGCCAUGGUAGCUAUAUUAGCAGAGAUGAGAAAUUCAGGAAAGGCAUCAGAAAAGCUCUUCAUGUUGUACUACCCUUUUCUGGGUUUUGCUCUUUUAGCAAUCUUGCGUGGCCUGUUGCCACAUUCUGGAAGGACUACCACACUCGGCAAGAGACCUUUAUUUAACAGGAAAAAGAGGGCUUGAAAUCUUUGUACUGCACCAGUUAGCUGCUAACUGCUUUUGCUCAUGAGUGUCAGUUUUUUAGAGAUUUUUCUGGUUCUGUAAUUUAGACAAAUUAGAUACUUAAAUGUGCUAGUGAAGUUCUCUUUCUUGGCAAGAUGUUCAAUAUUUGAGGUUCA